UCCUCCGUAGUAAAUAUGGCGCUCUUUCAAAGCAUCUGCACGCCGCAACGUCUCCCUGCGUCGCUCCCUUCCGCGCUCCGGCCAUGCCUCGGCCUGCGCUCCACCUCUUCAUCUUCCCUCCGCCCCGAUCGCGGCCGCGGCCGCCGGCGCGGUCCGGGACCCCUCCCCCGCGCGGCCGCCUCCUCCCGGGGACCGUCCGGUCCGGAGCCCGAGCCUCGCCGCGGCCCCGGCGGCGACGGGGCCGGAGGGGCGGCGCCCCUCCCGACGACGAAGCCGCGGAGGCCCAGGAGGAGGGGCCGCCGGAGCGAGGCCGAGGCGGUGGAGGACUUCAUCAGGGGUUCGCUCGACCGGGCGUUCGCGUCCAUCAGGGAGCAGGAUCCGGAGGCGUUUGAAGGAGUCGCGGAGGGCGUGAUGAUGAAGGAGAAGAUUGAGGAUGAGGAUGAGGACGAUGAGGAGGAGGAGGAGGAGGCUGCGGAGGUGGGGAAGGAGUUUGUGGUUGAGGAGGAGAGCUCGAGCUGGCCGUUGGAUGCGGACGUGGGUUGGGGGAUUAGGGCGUCGCAGUAUUUCGAGCAGCACCCCAUCAAGAACGUGGUUGGAGAAGAUGGUUCCGAGAUUGACUGGGAAGGGGAGGUGGAGGACAGUUGGGUCAAGGAGAUCAAUUGUUUGGAGUGGGAGAGCUUCGCUUUCCAUCCGAGCCCGAUGGUUGUUCUCGUUUUCGAAAGAUACAACAGGGCAUCUGAUAACUGGAAGGUUUUGAAAGAGUUAGAAAAUGCUAUCAAAGUUUACUGGGGGACGAAAGACCGAUUACCACCUCGAGCUGUUAAAGUAGAUAUGAACAUCGAAAGAGAUUUGGCAUAUGCUCUUAAAGUAAAAGAGAGCCCGCAAAUACUAUUUUUACGUGGAAACAGGAUUUUGUACAGGGAGAAAGAGUUUCGAACAGCUGAUGAAUUGGUUCAAAUGAUUGCACAUUUCUACUAUAAUGCAAAGAAACCUUCAUGGGUUGAUGGUGCAGCCCUGAAUUUACCUUAUUAAGUGCAAGUCAGGAUCUGGCAUUUGUCUUUGGGUACAGAUGGAUGACUGCAAAAUAUGCUGGAAGCAAUUUACCAGACAAGCCACAAAUGCAUUGAUACAGGGAAGCCCAAGUCAGUGGGGAACCAUCUUCACAUAGGAAGGAAGGAGCUGGCAAGUACCCGUUAUCCAUCACCUGGAAUUACUGAGAUUCAAAAUGGUUGCUUGGCUCGGAUUACAACAGGACUUGCUUCUGUGUGGGAUAGUGCAGUCUUUUACUGGUGUUCUGGAAGAAUUCUCUGAAAUGCUUUAGACUGCAGACUAAUUUCCUAGUACAAGUUAAUAUAAGUUUUUUGGUGGUUCUUGAGAACUUUGUCUCAGUUUUUGAAGUAAAUUGCUCUUGCAUAACUUUUCUGCAGUUUGUGAUGGCUUGUUUUUGCAGAAGAAUUAUGUUCUAAAAUUUU
Molecule: messenger RNA, 1472 nt
Organism: Syzygium oleosum
Lineage: Eukaryota; Viridiplantae; Streptophyta; Magnoliopsida; Myrtales; Myrtaceae
Product: thioredoxin-like fold domain-containing protein MRL7 homolog, chloroplastic
Exons: 5
Coding region: 16-1032 (338 amino acids)
Biological process (GO): chloroplast organization; regulation of DNA-templated transcription
Cellular component (GO): chloroplast stroma
Source: RefSeq, a predicted model, not a curated record